Messenger RNA from Myodes glareolus (Bank vole), 6861 nucleotides. The record is from RefSeq and is a predicted model, not a curated record. Lineage: Eukaryota; Metazoa; Chordata; Mammalia; Rodentia; Cricetidae.
GUCUUGAAGACUUAUAAAAGUUCUGCUCCCUGCCGGGAAAACAGCAAAAGAGGACUAUUAAGGCGCCACCAGUGCCAACAGACUGGCGGACUGUGUCCCAAGAAUAGCUGAAGGCGUCUGAGGCCAGUUCACUGAGAAGCUAAUGGUGUAGCCAAGCUAGAAGACUUUGACACAAGGCAAAGAUCCGGUCCUGGAAGCAUCAGUUCUGUAUCCUCUCCCCCAGAUCCUGGUAACCUGGUAAUCCUGUUGUCUGUGGGACGCUCACUCUGGGUCUCAGGUGGUUUGGACACCCCAGUAGUAACCUGUGCUUUCCUGGUCCAAUCUGAUCCGUGCGAGAUGGACUAAAGCCACAGUUUGUCUGGUUCUUCGUCUGGGAGUCGGAAGGAGGAUUGGGAUGGUCUCACGUGCACACCCCUAGACUAACUGCAGUGAUGAGUUCAGACGAGAAGGGCAUAUCCCCUGCUCAUAAAACAUCCACUCCGACCCAUAGAAGUGCCUCAACGUCCUCUCAGAGGGAAAGCAGGCAGAGCAUUCACGUCCUGGAGAGGACCGCGUCAUCAAGCACAGAGCCCUCCAUCAGUCAGCAGUUCCUGGAGCCGGAGCCCAUCCCCCUCUCCAAGGAAGCUGACAGCUGGGAAAUUAUAGAAGGACUGAAAAUAGGCCAAACCAAUGUCCAGAAACCAGACAGGCACGAGGGAUUUAUGCUGAAGAAAAGAAAAUGGCCUUUAAAGGGGUGGCACAAGCGCUUUUUUGUCCUGGACAAUGGACUGUUGAAGUACUCAAAGGCUCCACUCGACAUCCAAAAGGGGAAGGUCCAUGGGAGCAUUGACGUUGGCCUGUCUGUCAUGUCAAUUAAAAAGAAAGCUCGGAGAAUAGACCUUGACACGGAGGAGCACAUCUAUCACUUGAAGGUGAAAUCCCAGGACUGGUUUGAUGCUUGGGUCUCCAAACUGCGUCAUCACCGCCUGUACCGUCAGAACGAGAUUGUGCGGUCACCGAGAGACGCGAGUUUCCACAUCUUCCCCGCAGCUUCGACAGCCGAGUCCUCCCCGGCUGCUAACGUUUCUGUUGUGGAUGGGAAGAUGCAGCCCAACAGUUUCCCAUGGCAGUCCCCUCUCCCGAGCAGCAGCAGCCUCCCUGCGACAUGCACCACGGGGCAGAGUAAAGUAGCGGCCUGGUUGCAGGACUCGGAAGAGAUGGAUAGGUGUGCGGAAGAUCUUGCACACUGUCAGUCAAACCUUGUGGAACUUAGCAAGCUCCUGCAAAACCUGGAGAUACUCCAGAGGACUCAGUCCGCCCCGAACUUCACUGACAUGCAGGCUAACUGUGUAGAUAUUUCAAAGAAAGACAAGCGGGUCACCAGACGCUGGAGAACAAAAAGUGUCAGCAAAGAUACAAAAAUUCAACUGCAGGAAGGGCCACCUGCGAAGGGCCAGUUCAACACAAUUCGGCGCCGGCAGAGGCUAGCAGCAGCGGUGGCUACAACAGUUCCCUUCAGCGCCACCAUGUCCCCAGUGCGUCUGCAUUCUUCCAACCCCAACCUCUGUGCAGAUACUGAGUUCCAGACCCCUCCUAGCCACCUCACUGACCCUCUGGAAAGUUCCACGGAUUAUACAAAGCUACAAGAAGAAUUUUGUCUGAUCGCACAGAAAGUGCAUUCCCUUCUGAAGUCUGCAUUUAACAGCAUCGCUAUAGAGAAGGAAAAGCUGAAGCAGAUGGUUUCCGAGCAAGACCACAACAAAGGCCAUAGCACCCAGAUGGCCAGGCUCCGGCAGUCACUGUCACAGAGUGAAGGAGCCAGCAAGUCAUGGGCACUCAACCAGAAUGCUGAGCUCAGGAGUCGGCUGAACAGAAUACACUCAGAGUCUAUCAUCUGUGAUCAGGUUGUCAGUGUAAAUAUUAUCCCUAGCCCUGACGAGGCCGGUGAGCAAAUCCAUGUCAACCUCCCUCUGUCACAGCAGGUGGCCAAUGAGAGCCGCCUCUCCAUGUCAGAAUCUGUGUCAGAGUUCUUUGAUGCCCAAGAGGUGCUUCUGUCUGCAAGUUCAUCAGAGAACGAGGCCUCUGAUGAUGAGUCCUACAUCAGCGACGUGAGUGACAACAUAUCUGAAGACAACACCAGUGUGGCCGACAAUAUUUCUCGGCAAAUCCUGAACGGGGAGCUCACAGGAGGUGCCUUCAGGAACGGCCGCCGCACGUGCCUGCCUGCCCCUUGCCCUGACACCAGUAACAUUAACCUGUGGAAUAUCUUGAGAAACAACAUUGGCAAAGACCUGUCGAAGGUCUCCAUGCCCGUGGAGCUCAACGAGCCACUCAACACUCUGCAGCACCUCUGUGAAGAACUGGAGUACAGUGAGCUCCUGGACAAGGCCUCGGAGACUGACGACCCCUAUGAGAGGAUGGUUCUCGUUGCUGCGUUUGCCGUCUCAGGGUAUUGCUCCACCUACUUCAGAGCAGGAAGCAAACCAUUCAACCCCGUCCUGGGGGAGACCUAUGAAUGCAUAAGAGAAGAUAAGGGGUUCCGGUUCUUCUCAGAACAAGUUAGCCAUCAUCCACCCAUUUCUGCCUGUCACUGUGAAUCGAAGAAUUUUGUUUUCUGGCAAGAUAUCAGAUGGAAAAAUAAGUUCUGGGGGAAGUCGAUGGAGAUCCUGCCGGUUGGAACCCUGAAUGUUAUGCUUCCAAAGUAUGGAGAUUACUAUGUGUGGAACAAAGUCACCACGUGUAUACACAACAUCCUCAGUGGGAGAAGAUGGAUCGAGCAUUAUGGCGAAGUGACCAUUAGAAAUACCAAAAGCAGUGUUUGCCUCUGCAAACUCACAUUUGUCAAGGUGAAUUAUUGGAACUCCAACGUGAAUGAAGUCCAGGGCGUGGUAAUAGACCAGGAAGGGAAGGUGGUGCACCGGCUCUUUGGGAAGUGGCAUGAAGGACUCUACUGCGGGGUGGCCCCCUCUGCGAAGUGCAUCUGGAGACCAGGCUCGCUGCCAACCAACUACGAGCUCUACUAUGGCUUCACGAGGUUCGCUGUGGAGCUCAAUGAGUUGGAUCCUGUGCUGAAGGACCUCCUUCCUCCCACGGAUGCCCGAUUCCGGCCAGAUCAAAGAUUUUUGGAAGAGGGAAACUUAGAAGCCGCAGCCGCCGAGAAACAAAGAGUUGAGGAACUCCAGAGAUCCCGAAGACGGUACAUGGAGGAAAACAACCUGGAACAUAUACCAAAAUUUUUUAAAAAAGUAAUUGAUGCAAAUCAAAGAGAAGCCUGGGUUUCUAAUGACACCUACUGGGAGCUUCGGAAGGACCCUGGGUUUAGCAAAGUAGACAGCCCUGUACUGUGGUGAACUGGAGACGUAGAGGUAGCUAACAUACCACACUCCGGAUGAAUAAAUAACUAUGCACAAUUACGUUUCUUAUAGCUGCGCGUGGUUUCUGGGUCGACUGAAAACCUCCCAUUUGCUUUUCUAUUCAUCUUUAUAAUGGAUUUUCAAAAGUGCAUUAGACAAGGCUCCUAACCACUUUUGGAUCCUUUCUGUUUUGCUGCAACCAUAUUCCUUAAAAAGUAAAACACAAUUAAAAGAGAAAAGAAAAGAAAACCCAUGCCCUCCUCGGAAAGCAGACUGAAAGAAGGGGAGUAUAAAAUCCAAGGCAGAGGAGCUGGUCAGGAAGAUCACACUGUAACCGGUGCUUCGCGCGGAUGGGGGGAGUGUAAAAUGACGUACCGCUACACGCUUGGUCUGCUGGCUGAAAGCGUCAUCCCCUACCUUAGAGCUCCUGGGCCGGAGCGGUCGGUUAGUUCAGCCCCAAAGUGUUUUUCGAUGUGGUGUGCUUGUACCAGCCUCGUCAAAAUAGACGUGAUGCUUCCGGAAACCCAUCCCAUCUUUACAUUGUUCAUGCCUUAAGAAAUGCAAAGAUGUACAAUAAACCAUUUUUUUAAAAUGUGUGCUCCUAGGUGUAUGUGAAGGACAGAUCAUUAGAAUCCUGGGGUGGAUUCACUUUCUCCGUCAGAACAUUGAUUCAGCUGAUAUAAGAAGAUUAAGUAAGGAAAAACCUAUUUUCCUUUGUUAAGCGAGUUACCGUGUGGUGGAUCUGAAGGGCAAGAGGGCUAAGGGAUGGUACUCUAAGGUCUCUGCAUCCAGGUUGCUCUUUAAGUAUUCAUCCUGUGUCCAGAUAGUAAACCAUCCACCCUCCAUCUGACCUCACAGUGUGCCCUAGCAUUUGGCAAUGCUGUAUUUUAUUUGGAUACCUGUCAUCAGUGUUAAAACUUCAUUAGGAAGUAACAGACGUUUGGGGCUUCUGCCUGGGCCGGGUGGUACCAUGAAGUACUGCUUUUGAGUGGCACACGAGGCCAUACAGCACAUCCCUGACUCAUGCCCACUCCUUGGCACGGUUCAGAUUCCACAGAGAACAAAAGCUUAUUUGCAUUAUGUAAAUGGAUCCUAUGCAAAUCAUCUUCCUUUUCUAAAGUCAAGCAAUUCCAUAUGAUACAUGGUUACAUAUUAAUCAUCUACCUUGCUAAGGGCAGAAAUAAAAAACUUGGCUAAAAGAAAUUUAUCCAUUCCAAAGGUGGGGGUGGGCAAGCUGUGUUUUGAAUUUUUCAGGUUUUGUUUUUCCUCCACGGGUACACAGACGUUUUUGUAGGAAGCUUGCAUUAGCAUUCCUAAGUUCCUGCACGUACAUGACUCUAUAAAUGCCUGUAUGUUUAAAAACUAAAACUCGGUAGGGGGGCUUCCUAGUGAAUUAGAAAAUUACUUAUAUUUUAUUGUCAGAGUUUUAUUCUUAGAUUCUCGCCAUCUGAAUUUAAGUGUUAUUUUAGACUCUGAUAACAAGGUUAGUGACAUUUUAUAUUUUGUUAAGAGGCACCAAUUUUGGUGUUAUUUCUCCUCAGCAAAGCAUUUCAGAUAAUGGCUAAUUCACCAUUAAACCCAAAGCUGCUGCUGAGAACACGGAGGCGAACUCAGAAGUUCCAGUCUAUUUUAAUUAUCCUAACGUUCUUCUUGCGUCUAAGUCCAUGCAUCGUGUUCACAGCUGGCACUCAUUAGAAUGGACUCUCGCUCCCUCUAAGUUCCCUGAAUCCGCCAGGGCUGAGCUUCGGCUUACAUGGCCCUCUCUUUGCACUCGCUCCUCGAUUUUGAACUCCUGUGUGAAAUCUUAGGUGGUUUGCCUCGCAAUUGUCAGAUCUUCCACUUGUCAUGGACUAUUUUUUUUUUUACUUCAUUCAAGCUAAUGUCCUUUUAUCUGCGCACCUUCUUUCAUGUCUAAAUAUAAUGUGAAUUAGGACCUAAUUAGAAUCCUAUUGGCUUCCUCACAGAAAUUGGUCCUCCCUUGGUGGAGCUUACAGUACGAUUGAAAAUGGGUCUCACCUGUACUUAGGGGUGUUUGCUAAAACUGCCUCACAGUGACUAGGUAAGAAAAGAACCCUGCAGAAGACAGGUGUGCCUAGGAGGGACUGGGGAGCUGAGCUGAUCCAAAGAGGAGAGGGGCUGCCAGUUUAACAAGUGGAGGAAGACCGGGAGCCACCAGGGAAGAAAUGACUGUGCCCAGGGCUUGUGUUAUCUAAGAAGGAGGGAGAAACAGGAGGUAAGGCCUUCGCUGGAUAUAUAGUAUGGUUAGAUGCCAAGUACAGACAGAAAAGGAUGGUCAGGUCCUGCCCUGAAACUAAUUUGGGUUUCAAGAUGAAAAUGAGGGGCGUGUCCUGUUCAUUACAGUCGCGUGUUGCCGUAUCCUCCAUUUUGAAUCUGUUUUGAGAUCCCGAUUUCCAAAUUGUGACCAUCCAGUCCUUGGUUAGGCUGCAGGUUUUCUGUAACACCCGAUUAGCUCACCUCCCAAGGGAACACUCGCUUGUGUUGUUGUCACGGCCCCAUCCCUCCUUGUCUUCACACCGUGGUUAAAAAGUUAUAGCCCCAUUGGAACGUCACUCACAUAACAUUCCGGCUUCUGAAGCUAAACAGUGAAAGGAGAGACUGUUAGCUUAUUCUCCUGAUAAAACAUGAUGUAUUCCUUGGAACUUUACAUAAAUCUUUAGAUUUGGGAGGGCCUUACUGUUUUGCUUUUCAUUACAAAGAUCUAGGAGGGCUUGGUAUGUCUGUGUUCUUCUCCCAUGCUUUACUGCCAAGCUCUCUCCCCUCCGGAGAGAUGGCCAUCAGUAAAGGCAGUAAUUGGUGACAGUAGCCUGAGGGCUUGCCCAGACCGAACUGAUCAAUGGUACACGCCAGCGUUCGCAGAGGCUCACCGAAAACCAUUUGAUGCUCAGUGCUGCUAACCAAGGUGCAAGCUCCCUCUUCAGUGUUGCUGAUGUUUGAUUAUUUUUAAUCGUCAUUAUUUUUCAUGGAUUACUUUAAAACACUGUCUGGUAGUUGUAAAAAAACGAAAACUUCAUUUAAGAUACCUUGUCAUUAUCACGCCAGUUGUGCGUGAGAGCAGGGACUAAAUGUAAUUCUCUGGCUGAGGGAAACCAAGGAAUUUUUGGUACAAAGGAUGCCAAAUUGUCAAUUUCCCAAACCUUUUGUGCUCUGGCCUUGUGUUUUUCUGCAUGACCCCUUACCAGUCCCAAGGAGCUUGGAGAGGGAGGAAAGUUACCUGGAAGAAAACCUGAUUAGCCUGUUUUGCUUAAUACUAAAGAGCAUUUUUGUUACUUUUCUGUGGGUUCGAUUAUCCAUCUUGUCUGCUGCUGUUCUCUGUCAUCCUAGAUACUGGAGCGUUUGUGGCAGCCGAGCUCCACACACCACGGUGUGUAUCAGAUGUUUGCACUUGGCUCAGUGUGUUAUGAAUGUGGUACAGUAAAUACAGUUUGUGUACAAAAUAUUAGUUUAUUUCUAUGAGAGCAAUUAUGUUCGGGAUAUAUAAAAUGUAUCUAAUUAAACCAUUAUGAAUCCA